Molecule: messenger RNA, 306 nt
Organism: Trypanosoma theileri
Lineage: Eukaryota; Euglenozoa; Kinetoplastea; Trypanosomatida; Trypanosomatidae
Exons: 1
Coding region: 1-306 (101 amino acids)
Source: RefSeq, a predicted model, not a curated record
AUGAACGCUUUAGAGUUCUCGCAUCGUGGGAGGCCCAAGAUAAAUGGGCCGUGGGACGUCCAUUACCCCAACGGUCCUCUGCAGGAUAUAAACUGCAGUGGGCAGAAUUACAACAACAGGCACGCGACGAUGCCGUUGACCACGAGUAUGCGCGCAAAGCGCAAGAGAACAGAUGGUCGUAAUGCAAAACAAAUAACCCCGCGACGAGGGAAGAAGAAGAAACAGCAAAACACCAUCACCAAGAAUAACAACAACAACAACAACAAAAAGAAGAUUGACCACCAUAAAACAGCGCAGCCUUGUUAA